This is a messenger RNA of Guillardia theta CCMP2712, 1365 nucleotides long. RefSeq lists its product as hypothetical. The transcript is spliced from 15 exons. NCBI's taxonomy places the organism in Eukaryota, Cryptophyceae, Pyrenomonadales, Geminigeraceae. The coding region runs from base 1 to 1365 and encodes 454 amino acids. The record is from RefSeq and is a predicted model, not a curated record.
AUGAAACUUCUCUGCAUCAUCUUUGCUCUCCUCCUCGCCCUCGUGGACUCAUUUUCAGGUUGCUACCCGGUUGACAUGAGUGUUAGGUUGGAGGAGGGCUCGUGGAUCAAGCUGAUCUGUGGAGCGAGCAAUGAGGACAUCCCUCAGAUCAGAAACAUCGCCUUUGCGUACACUUUAGCAGGAGUCGACUGCAUUGAUUGUGCAGCUGAUCCUUCCAUCGUCUCUGCCGUGGACGAGGGGAUCCGAGCUGCGCAAGAGUACUCCUCUGCGCGCUCAUGGCUGCAGCCGGCGCGCCCCUGGAUCAUGGUAUCCAUCAACGAUGAUGCGGACCCUCACUUCCGCAAGGCAGCCUUCGACCCCAGCUUGUGUCCAGCCGACUGCCCCCGCCCCUGCGAAGCGACAUGCCCAGUCCUCGCCAUCAGUCAAAGCGGCGUGGACGAGAAGAAAUGCUACGGGUGUGGGCGAUGCCUCUCCUCCUGCCCUCUCCAGCUCAUCCACGCCAACAACUACGUCAGGACCCCUCAACACGCAGGAACUCAUCGCCUCCCUGAGAGGCAGCCCGUACCCUCCUCUUCACCUCGCAGCCAGCUCCCUGACCUUCUGAUCAGAGUAGAUGCUAUUGAGAUCCACACGAGCGGCUCGACCCGCGACUCCUUCCGCGAGCUAUGGCAGGGACGAAACGGAGAGAGCGGUGGGAUCGAGGGAUGGGCUAGCAGCUUGAAGCUUGUCUCCGUCAGCUUUCCUGAUCAGGGAGAAACUCUAUUGGAUUUCAUGCUGUUCGUCUCUCAUACGCUGAACCUGCCGGACAAUGUCGAGAUGACUGAUGGGAGGCCGAUGAGCGGAGACGUGGGGCAUGGGACCGCGCGAGCAUCGAUCGCCCUGGCUCAGCGAGUGCUUCAGUGUCGGAGAGAAGCUCGCUUGCGAGGAGGCGUACAGCUGGCUGGAGGAACCAACGACUACACGGCGACGUUGCUGGCAAGGAAUGAGCUCUUCAAAUCACAGGCAGGAGGCCCGGCGAAGUUCCUCCCCUCUCCCUCCUUCAUUCCCUUCGCUCCCUCGCUCCCUUACCUGCUCACCUUCCCCUCCCCUCCCCCGCCCUCAUCCCCUCCCGUCCCUCUUCCACCUUCCCUGCUCGCGCUCAUCACUCCUAUCCAUCAGUUAUCUGCUGGAAAGGAGGCCGUCGUGGGAGCAGCUUUCGGAGGAUACGCGAGGAAGCUCUUGCGGGACGAGCUGCUUGCUGUCAACGCCUUGGGACCUCCGCUGAAGCUGGAGGAGCACGAAGAGCUUGCAGCGAGUGCGAGCAGCAAGGCUCUCGCGUUCGUGACUGACUUCAAGGCGACUGCCCUUGCUCACGUUCAACGAUGA